Sparassis crispa is the source of this 1149-nucleotide messenger RNA. RefSeq lists its product as hypothetical. Lineage: Eukaryota; Fungi; Basidiomycota; Agaricomycetes; Polyporales; Sparassidaceae. The record is from RefSeq and is a predicted model, not a curated record. Gene Ontology annotation, biological process: DNA-templated transcription initiation. Bases 1 to 1149 code for a protein of 382 amino acids. The transcript has 4 exons. Gene Ontology annotation, cellular component: RNA polymerase I complex.
AUGUCGCAGCCGCACGACAAAAAGGCAAAAAAGCGCAAGCACGCCCUCGCCGAAAUCGGCGCGGACGAGGUGCCCCCGACACCCGCGAAGAAGGCGAAGAAGGACAAGGACAAACACAGGGCGGGCGCGGAACACAUGCACACGCACGCGCACAAGGGAAAGGGCAAGGCGCGCGCAGACGUGGACGGCGAGUUCCGCGUCGUGCAGGCGUCGCUCGCGGUCUCCGUGCCCCCCGUGUUCGCCAGCAACCUCGCAAGGGGCGUCGAGGAGCUGCUCGACUCGAUGCUCAUGAGGUACAUCCCCGCGUUGCACGGCGUCGUGCUCGCGCACGACAGCCUGCGGUUCCUCGACAGGACGGCGACGAUCAAGGCGGACUGCCCGUUCGCAAACUGCCGCGUCGGGUUCGACGCGACGGUCUGGAGCCCGCGCGUGGGCAUGAAGCUCGUGGGGAAGGUGAAUCUGUGCUCGCCGGACCACGUCUCGCUGCUCAUACACCGCACGUUCAACGCGUCGAUACCGCGCCAUCAUAUAUCCACGGACGAAUGGGAGUUCGAGUACGGCCCCGCAGAAAACGACCCCGAGUUUGGACCCGAGGUCGCGGCGGAGAAUGAUGCGGACGGUACGCCAAAGAUGGGCGCAGACGAUGAGAAGGCGGCAGGCGUGGAUCGGGGCGGGCGAUGGGUGCACAAAAUUACCGGUGCCAAGCUAGGAGGAGAGGAUGGAUCUCUGGAGUUCACGGUCGUUGGGUUGACCGUCGCGAACCAGAUGCUCUCGCUCGUGGGGUCGAUCCAGCCCGACCCAUUUUCGCCCGAACACGUUCCCGUACAUACGGCGGCUGCAUCGGAGUCACGGGAGAAAGCAGCUCCCUCGAAUAUUGCGGACGAGCCUGAACCGCUUGCGGUUGACGGCGACUCCCCAGACAUCGCUAUGGACGGGGAAGACGAGGAGGAAGAGGACACGUUCGAGAUGCUGGGGCGGCUCGCGGACGAAGCGGCUGCACAGGAAAAGGAGCAGAGAGUGAAGGAAGAGGAAGCCGCUAGGAAGGAGAAAAGGCGCAAACGGAAGGAAGCAAAGUCAGUGCAGGGCCAGGACGGUGCUGCCAGCGAUGUGCCCGAGGUGAAGAAGGCAAAAAAGAAAAAGAAAAGCUAG